Molecule: messenger RNA, 5160 nt
Organism: Coniosporium apollinis CBS 100218
Lineage: Eukaryota; Fungi; Ascomycota; Dothideomycetes
Exons: 2
Coding region: 1-5160 (1719 amino acids)
Biological process (GO): DNA-templated transcription
Cellular component (GO): RNA polymerase I complex
Molecular function (GO): DNA-directed RNA polymerase activity; DNA binding
Source: RefSeq, a predicted model, not a curated record
AUGAAUAUCUCCCAGCCUGUGUCGUCCGCCAUAUCGGGCGUGGAGUUCGGUUUUCUAUCCUCGGCGGAAAUCAAGGCCCUCUCAGUGAAGAGGCUCACAAAUCCGAGCACCUUUGAUACGCUACUACAUCCAGUUCCCGGCGGUCUCUACGAUCCUGCUCUAGGCGCCUUUGGAGACAAACCCUGCGCGACCUGCAACCUUCAGAAGCACCUUUGCCCCGGUCACUGCGGACAUGUCGAACUGCCAGUACGCGUCUAUCACUGUUCCUUCCUUGACCAAGUCCUCCGCCUUCUCCGCGCCAAAUGCGUGUACUGUCACCGCCUGAAGCUACACCCAGUCGAGGUCAACCGCUACAUUUGCAAGCUUCAGCUCCUACAUUAUGGUCUUCUUGCAGAGGCAGAGGAUCUUGAGCAAAUCCAAGUGCUUCCCCGGAGGACAAAAGCGGACAAACAGGGCACUGCCACCAACGGUGCAGAGAGCGAUGACGGCGCACAAGUUGGAGUCGGGAGCGAAGACGAGGAUGAGGAAGGUCAGGGUAGCAGCGCGGUGAUUGAGAAGCGAAACGCCUUCACACGGCGGGCAAUCAAGGAGGCGGGCGGCCGCAGAAGGGGCGAGUGGUCUGCCUCGAAGAUCGAAUCAGUCAGCGAGGAGCGAAGAACCGUCAUCAGGAACUUCUUAGCCGACAUCACAAAAAGCAGGAAGUGUGGUACCUGUAAAGGCAUCUCACCCGCACUGCGAAAAGACAGAUACGUCAAGAUAUUCCGGAAGCCGCUACCUCCGAAGCAAAAGGCAGCUAUGAUUCAGGGUGGAUUCAAAGCUGUGAAUCCCAUAUUUGUUCUGGCUGAGCGACAGCGAGCGGCGCUGAAACAAAAGCCUGUCAAUGGCAUGGUAGAUGAGGGGGUGGCCGACCUUGGUAGUCCACUUUCGGAAGAAGAAAAUGAAGAUGUCGAGAUGUUAGACGUUGACAAUGACGUAGCUGGAGGAAGUGUACUGGCCACCGAAGCUGCUACUUCCAGGACCAAAAAAGCCGAGCCGGACGCGAAGCAGGAAUUCGUUGGCGCGGGUGAAGUCCAUGCUGCACUCACUCUGCUGUUCGAGAAAGAGGCAGAAAUCAUGGGUUUGGUGUAUGGUCCUCGAUCGCGAACAAGAGGCCGCCAAGUCUCUGCGGAUAUGUUUUUCAUCGAUACCUUACUCGUUCCACCCAACAAGUACAGGCCAGAAGCAAAGACAGGCAACGAUGCGAUUGCGGAAAACGCCGACAACUCUCACUACCGGAGAAUCCUUGAGACGUGCGAUACUAUGGCUCAGAUCAACCGGGAGAUGCAAGGUCUUGCGGAGCCGGUAUACCGGAUGCGAGGUUUUGACGACCUUCAGAACGCUUGGAUCAACCUUCAGGACCAAGUCAACUCGCUCAUCGAUCGAGAUAGGAAUCCGAUACAGGGCGCGGCUGGCAAGCGCAACGAAGACGGCAUCAAGCAAAAGCUCGAGAAGAAGGAGGGACUCUUUCGGAAAAACAUGAUGGGAAAGCGUGUCAACUUUGCUGCUCGUAGUGUCAUCUCUCCGGACCCCAACAUUGAGACGAACGAGAUUGGUGUGCCGCCAGUCUUUGCAAAGAAACUCACCUACCCCGAGCCGGUGACGAAUCACAACUUUUACGACCUCAAGGAAGCCGUGAUCAACGGACCGGAUAGAUGGCCCGGCGCUGUGGCAAUUGAGAACGAGAACGGUCAAAUUAUCAAUCUGAAGCUCAAGAACCACGAAGAACGCCAGGCACUAGCUAACCAGCUUCUUGCGCCAUCAAGUACUCAUGUGAACGGUGCUCGCAAUAAGAAGGUGCACAGGCAUCUCACUAACGGCGACGUGGUGAUCAUGAACCGGCAACCGACGCUACACAAGCCGUCGAUGAUGGCACAUCGCGCGAGAGUUCUUCCUGGUGAGAGGACGAUUCGCAUGCACUACGCCAAUUGCAACACCUACAAUGCAGAUUUCGAUGGAGAUGAGAUGAACAUGCACUUUCCGCAGAACGAAGUCGCCAGAGCCGAAGCAGCCACUGUAGCGGACACAGAUCAUCAAUACCUCUCAGGCACCGCUGGAAAGCCGCUAAGAGGUUUGAUCCAGGAUCACAUCUCGAUGGGUGUCGCGCUUACUAACAAGGACACAAUGUUCAACCGGGAGGACUAUCAGCAGCUUUUAUAUGCCUGUCUUAGGCCCGAGAGUAAUCACACCUCUUCCGGUCGGCUGGAGACGCUGAAGCCGGCGAUACUCAAGCCGCAACCGAUGUGGACAGGGAAGCAAGUCAUCAGCACAGUGUUGAUGAACAUCAAGCCAUCAACUCACCCUGGCUUGACGCUUACCUCGAAGUCACAGACGACAGCGGAUCGCUGGGGUAGUAACUCCGAGGAGCAGAUUGUGAUCGUCAAAGAUGGUGAACUGUUGUGCGGAAUCCUCGACAAGUCGCAGAUCGGACCAGCCGGCGGUGGCUUGGUCAAUGCUGUCUACGAGGCCUACGGUCACACUGUUGCUGGCAGGCUUCUCAGCGUCCUGGGUCGGCUACUCACCAAGCUUCUUCACAUGCGCGCUUUCUCGUGCGGUGUUGAGGAUCUGAUCUUGACCGAAGAGGGCGAGCGCAACCGAAAGGAGCAGUUGAAAGACGCUGACAAUGUAGGGUUGAGGGUCGCAGCCAAGUAUGUUUCAGUCGACGACAGAAGUCUCACUUCGAACGAUUCCGAACUGCGAAAGAGGCUUGAGUCUGUCCUAAGGGACGAUACUAAGCAACAAGGUCUGGACCAAGUCAUGAAUAGCUCGACACGGCUGCUAUCCUCUGCAGUCACCAGCGCUUGUCUGCCUGACGGUCUCGUGAAACCCUUCCCGGCAAACCAGAUGCAGGCUAUGACGGGUACUGGUGCAAAGGGCUCCCAAGUCAAUGCCAAUCUCAUUUCUUGCAAUCUCGGUCAACAAGUCUUGGAAGGCCGACGUGUUCCCACGAUGGUCAGCGGAAAGACGCUGCCGUGCUUCAAACCUUUCGAGCCUAGCGUCAGGGCAGGAGGUUACAUCGUCGAUCGAUUCUUGACGGGCAUCCGGCCCCAGGAGUACUACUUCCAUCAUAUGGCGGGCCGAGAGGGCUUGAUUGACACGGCUGUUAAGACCUCCAGCUCCGGUUACCUGCAACGUUGUGUAGUCAAAGGCAUGGAGGGCCUCAAGGUCGAUUACGAUACAUCGGUUCGCGAUGCCGACGGUAGCAUCAUCCAGUUCCUCUACGGAGAGGACGGUCUCGAUGUUACGAAGCAGAAGUAUCUCAACGACUUCAAAUUUCUCGCGGAGAAUUUCCUGAUCACGCACAUGUCGUUGGGUAUCGGCGAGGAAUACGCACACAUCAGGAGUGACGAGGCGAGCGAGUGGAACAAAUCUGCUGUCAAAGCCGUUAGAAAAACUGGCGACCCAGCAGCCAAGGAUCCAGCCUUGUCCGUCUUCGCUCCUUCUAGGUUCGCCGGUAGCACAUCUGAGAAGUUUUACAAUGCCAAGAAGAAGUAUAUUGACGACAACAAGGACAAGCUGAUUGCAGACAAGAGAAAGGGCAUUAAGGGCGCCGAAGGUGUCAAGAAGAAGAACUUUGAAGCCUUACUGGACGUCAAGUACCUCAAGUCGGUAGUGGAAGCUGGUGAGGCCGUAGGCGUCGUUGCGGGACAAUCCGUCGGCGAGCCUUCUACGCAGAUGACGCUGAACACGUUCCAUUUGGCUGGUCACUCCGCGAAGAACGUCACGCUGGGUAUUCCACGUCUUCGUGAGAUUGUCAUGACCGCUAGUGCUAAUAUCCGCACCCCUUCAAUGACGAUUCAUCUCAUCCCCGAAGCUACGAAGGAGGAAGGUGAGAACUUCGCCAAGGGCAUCAGUAGACUCUCUCUUGCGGAGGUCAUCGACAAAGUCUCGGUGAAGGAGCGGAUUGGACGCGGCAUUGCGUAUCAUGAAGCCAAGACUUACAAAAUUCGACUUGACUUCUUCCCAUCCAACGAGUACAUGGAGGAGUACGCCAUUCAGAUCAGAGACGUGGUGAGGGCUCUCGAGCUCAAGUUCCUCCCUCGUCUGCAAAAGCUCACUCGAGCCGAGCUUAAGAAGAAAGGAAACGAGAAGACACUGAAGGCGGCAGCCAAAUCAGAUGCACUACCUGAGAUUGGCAAGUCUGCCGGUCCAAUCGAGCAGGCUCCUUCUCGACCAGAAGCCGAACUGGAAGGCGGAGACGCUGAUCGAGACGAUGAUGGGGAUGACGAUGCGACGAAUGAGAAGCAACGAGAGAACCGGAGCGAGCAAGUGUCUUAUGGUGCCCCAGGCGAAGAAGAGCAAGCCAUUAUUGCUGAAGGACGUAGAGAGCUGUCACCAGACGUUGACAUGGAGGAUGAGGCAUAUGGUGGAAGCGAGGAGGGCACUAGUGGCGAUGAAUCCGAAGCCGAGGACAAACCAGCGAAGGACGACCCCGAAGAACGCGAAUCGCGCAUCAAGCAGCAUAACCAGGACGUCGUGGCCUUCGAGUUCGACGACAAGAGUGGCCAGUGGUGCGAGGUCACCCUCGAGUACUCUGCCGAAACGGCCAAGAUACUGAUGCUUAACCUCGUCGAAACCGCCUGCCGGGAUGCGGUCAUCCAAGCCAUCCCGGGCCUAUCAGCCUGUCUGUACACCACCGACAAAGCCAAGGACCCAGUUACUGAUAAGGAGGUCGAAGUCCCGAUUGUCAUGACCGAAGGCGUCAAUCUCAUCGCCAUGCGAGACGCAGAACUCCAGAACAUCAUCAACCCGAACAAGCUCUUCACGAACGACAUAGCCGCUAUGCUGCGCCUUUACGGCGUCGAAGCGUGUCGCGCCAACAUCGUCCGCGAAAUGCACGCUGUCUUCAGCGGCCACGGUAUCUCUGUCGAUCACCGCCAUCUGAACCUCAUCGCCGACACGAUGACGCGUGGCGGCGGGUACACGGCCUUCAGCCGCAUGGGAUUGAAGAGCAAUGUUAGUCCGUUCAUGAAGAUGAGUUUUGAGACUACGGUGGGCUUCUUGAGGGAUGCGGUGCUGGAGGAGGACUGGGAUGAGCUGAAGAAUCCCAGCGCGAGGAUUGUGAUGGGUAAGAUGAGUAAGGUUGGCACGGGGUCGUUUGAUGUUUUGAUGCCUGUUGCAUGA